Labrus mixtus (cuckoo wrasse) is the source of this 2974-nucleotide messenger RNA. RefSeq names its product homeobox C6a (gene hoxc6a). The transcript is spliced from 2 exons. The coding region runs from base 1464 to 2174 and encodes 236 amino acids. The record is from RefSeq and is a predicted model, not a curated record. Gene Ontology annotation, molecular function: RNA polymerase II cis-regulatory region sequence-specific DNA binding; DNA-binding transcription factor activity, RNA polymerase II-specific. Gene Ontology annotation, biological process: anterior/posterior pattern specification; regulation of transcription by RNA polymerase II. Lineage: Eukaryota; Metazoa; Chordata; Actinopteri; Labriformes; Labridae. Gene Ontology annotation, cellular component: nucleus.
UCAAUGGAAACCUUUUGGAAAAGUAAUUUCCAAACCCGUCAUUUUCUGCUGAGAUAAUUAACGGUUACUCUUCCCUCUGUGUGUGUCAGGGGAAUGUCGAGGAAUGAUCAAAACAGGGCCGAAAAAAAAAAGAAAGAACACGAGCACUUAAAAGCAUUUUCAAACACUACAUUGUCUCAGCUCUGACUUGUGUGCGUAAAAUGAAAAGCGUACUUUUAAUCACUGUGAGUUAAAGAGACUGUACCUGAGACUAGCGAGCACCGGUCUCUGCUGCCUGUGGAGGGUUUAGUCUGAUGUGUUGGACAGUCGCCUAACUGAUCUGAUUUUCACAGACAGUUGGAAUGAUCUUCUUAUAGACGCUGAAUUGUUUUUUUUUUUUCCCUCCAUGCUAGUAAACUCGUUAUUUCCUCUGUGCUGCUUGCUGUGCAGAGCUUUCAUUGUGCUGCUUGAGUUGCAGGGCUCUGCUGCAGCAGAGAUAGUUGUUGGUGAGCUGGGGAACAUCACUUGCUUUAUUGCCCUCACAGAAGAUAGACCAUAAACGCAUUCUUAACCACCUACACCCUCCCCCAGUUCGCUGCAAAAGCAUGUAAAUUGCUCACACGCCGGAUAAUUCAAACACAAAUGGAAACAUGCACAGUGUGUUGAAAAGUCGAGAUAAACAAACAAACAAAACGAAUAUUAAUCUAAGUUUUCAUACAAUGGCGCUGCAUCCUGGAAAACAGCAUUGAGAUUUUGUAGAAUAUCUCUGCAGUGGUGUGUUAAAAUUAAAACAGAUUUUUAUACAUACACACGCACACAUACACACAUACACACAAAACCACCAAAACCCACGGGAAAUGGGUUUGCUUUAUAUCUGAUUACUGGCAUUAUUCAACCUAUUAUCUUGAUUUCACUCUUUAAAACCCAUCUUAAGUUGAGCUCAUGUGUGUUAUGCUAAUAUUCCACCCUGAUUUGACUGUGAUCCCUGUUCUGAAUGACAUUGGCCACAUUUUUCAUCCCCACUUCCUCUCCAAACACCACAUUCUCUAAAAACUUCAAGUCAAAAAUGCCUCAUCCAUCCAGGCUGCACAGACAGUGUGCCACUCCAACUCCACGUCGUGUUUAUCGGCAUUUAGCACUAAUGUUCAAGCUCUGAGCUAAAAGCUACACUUUCUCUUCAACUCCUGCCUCUCAAUUGGUGGAGACCGGUCAGCUGACGUUGUCAUAUUGUCUCUCACCGAGCCAAGCCUCGGCUAUAACACUCGCGUUUGUGCGUCUUAACCGGAGAUUGGAAAUUAAUAAUAUUGAAUCCUCAAAGUAGCCCACGUCCAGUUAGAGAGGCAGAAAGUGGAGAGAGAAAAAAGAAGAGCUUGGAGAAAGGUGUGGUUGGUUGACACAGACGGGAAGGAGAUUUACUGAGAAGGAGAUUGAAAAGAGAGCGAUAAAGAAGUGGGAGAGUUUGGAGAGAGGGUUACAAGCAAGGUAUGAAUUCGUAUUUCGCAAACCCGUCGCUCUCGUGCCAUUUAUCGGGUGGUCAAGAUGUUUUGCCUAACGUCCCCCUGAACUCCACCACCUAUGACACAGUCAGACAUUUUUCGUCGUACGGUGCCGCUGUGACCCAGAAUCGGAUAUAUGCACCUUUCUACUCCCCUCAAGACAAUGUCGUCUUUGGCUCUGGCAGGGCACAGUACGAGUAUGGAUCAAACGUGUUUCUUCAGGACAAGGACGUGCUCCCCAGCUGCAGACAAACUAACAUGGGACUCAAUUCACAAAGCCACAUUGCUCAAGAGUACAGUUUGGAUCAAGGAAGAGCAGGAUCGCAGGAGCAGAAAAGCAACAUCCCGAUCUACCCGUGGAUGCAGCGCAUGAACUCACACGGCGCAGGCGUGGGCUACGGGACAGACAGGCGCAGAGGACGUCAGAUCUACUCUCGCUACCAAACCCUAGAGCUGGAGAAGGAGUUUCACUUUAACCGCUACCUGACCCGGCGCAGACGCAUCGAAAUCGCCAAUGCGCUUUGUUUAACGGAGCGCCAGAUCAAAAUCUGGUUCCAGAACCGGCGCAUGAAGUGGAAGAAAGAGAGCAACCUGACCUCCACGGUGACUGGAAGUGAACAGACAGGAGCCUCUCAGGAAGAGGAAGAGCGCAGUGGCGCAGUGGAAGAAGAGAAGGAUGAGGACAAGAAGAAAGAAUAGUGAAAAAAAAAAAAAAAAAAAAAAAGCACCAUUCAACCCAACAUAACUACCUAAAAAAUCUACAUGGACUUGAGAGCGACUUCACUGCAUGAUGGCUAAACCCCGCAGCUCUCCCACUUAUACCCCAUGUUGACCACAGGAGUGUUGAGCCUCAGAAAUCCAAAUUAUUUCAGCCACAGUUUGGCCCCCUGUGACAUGUGGAGCGCUCAUGUUUUUUUAAUUUUACUUCAAUGUAACACUAGUAUUGUGAAAAUAAAGAGUAAAAGUAUUAAUUUCUUCGUUUUUCCCAUGCCAGUAAAACUCUGUGUAUUUAUCCCAAACACCCCAUCAAUCAAUGUGAACUCUUUGAUCACCUCUCAGAAUACAGUGUUGGUCAGACCUAGCUCAGUAUUGUACACGCACAUUCCACGGAAGGACCGGACACUAUCUGCUCACGGUAUAAUCCACUACUUGAAUAAUGCGCGUAAAAAGUGUCCUGCUGCAUAAACAUGAAAGUUGCACGGUUAUAGAAUAAACUCCACACACGUACACACACGCACACACACACAAUUAAAAUGCCUGUAUAUAACCCAAGUAACAGCAUAAUAUGUCAACCCUAUGAGGACUUAUGUGCAUUUAGCCGCUUAGACGCUGCAUAACAUACAACUUGCGCUUUUAGCCCCUUUUUUAUUUCAUGGUUUGACACAAUAGGUUUUCAUUGUGAGAUAGAUUUGUACACUUGUAAUUCUUCACUUUUGUUUGGGAAUUCAUGUUUUGUCAUAAAUGUGUAUCAUGGAAUAAAAAUAUUUGUAAAACUUUCA